AUAAAGGUGGAAGAACAGGUCAAUCCGCGGAGCAGUCGGACCCUCAGAUCACACACAGCUGCCCAACGCGAACGGGAGGAACGCGAUCGUCAUAACAACGCGCCAAUAAAGAAACGCAAGAUCCGCUCCAAGGCUGGCGACUCUGAGGCUACCGCUUAUACAACGAAUGGGUCGGACUCGCGAGACGACAACGGAUCGGACAUGCCGAUGACAGAUCACGGUGCCGACUCCUGCUCAUCCCUUGAUCACGCCAACAACAACACCAACAACAACAACAACAACCACGGUCCCAGCACCGGCAAUUCCGCCGCGAAGGCGGAACAGUACGAGGGCUACGAGAGUACGGCAAACUCUGCUGGCAGCUCUGGUGAGGCGGCCUGUGAUGCGGCGUUACGAGGAUUCCCCUCUUCCUCAUCCUCCUCCUCCACCGUGAAGGCUUUCGACGAUCCCCUGAAACCCAGCCCUCUGGCCUGGGGUGAAAACCCCUAUGACAAAGCCGCUGCGUUAAAUAAAGGGUUGAAUGAAUUAAUUGGCAAGCUUGUGGAAUUACAGCCCAAAGAGCCGACCGGCUACCAGGACUAUUUGCUUGUGACUCGAGAGUACCUCCUGCAAGAUCGAAUUCCUUCUCAUCUUGUCAAGCGCCGAACCGACCGAUUGAAAUUCGAUCUUUAG
Messenger RNA from Dibothriocephalus latus, 672 nucleotides. NCBI's taxonomy places the organism in Eukaryota, Metazoa, Platyhelminthes, Cestoda, Diphyllobothriidea, Diphyllobothriidae. The record is from the annotation of a GenBank genome assembly.